Molecule: messenger RNA, 372 nt
Organism: Solanum tuberosum (potato)
Lineage: Eukaryota; Viridiplantae; Streptophyta; Magnoliopsida; Solanales; Solanaceae
Exons: 2
Coding region: 1-372 (123 amino acids)
Source: RefSeq, a predicted model, not a curated record
AUGAAAUGUAAUAAAGAUGAAGAUGUUACAGCUAGAGAAAUUGUUGAGCAAAAAUUAACCGAGAAGGACAUUGCUAGAGCUCAAAAAUUUGCUUUGAAAGCUCACAAUUUGUUUCCAGACUUUGAUGGUAUUUCUAAAUUCGUUAAGAUUAUCAAUGUUUAUUAUUCUCAUCAAAAAAAGAAGAAGACUACUGGUGAAGUGGAUAUUCACGGUAUCCUUUUUGGGAAAGGGGUGCUUAAGGUUAUAUUUGGAGCAGGGAGGUUGUUGUUGUCUGAUAUAACCAAAAGAAUGACGUAUGACAAUAAGCAUGGAUCUUCUGCUUCACGUGUGAAGCUUCUUACACCAAAAGAAGCUAUGAGUGCACUGAACUAG